This is a messenger RNA of Talaromyces stipitatus ATCC 10500, 1337 nucleotides long. RefSeq names its product C2H2 finger domain protein, putative. Lineage: Eukaryota; Fungi; Ascomycota; Eurotiomycetes; Eurotiales; Trichocomaceae. The transcript has 2 exons. The record is from RefSeq and is a predicted model, not a curated record. Bases 330 to 1337 code for a protein of 335 amino acids.
AUACUGGCUCAGUACUCUUUGCAAUGUAUUUGUCAUAGAAAAUCAAUAUUUUUGAAGGCCUUGUCCGUCAUUGAUUGCACAUCUGGAAAAUGCUACCGCUAAUUCCCAGAGAACCAUGCUGUGCCCUGGUAGUGUGAGCUGUGUCCUGCAAGCAAAUCCAGAGAUUUCAAGUGAACUCUGGUAGCAAGAACAAAUAGAAAAGACGGUCACUCCUCCCCACUGUCGAAUCCUGUCCAAAUCCAUCUGUGUCGAGUGAAAAGCAAAGAGUAACAAACCCUCCUUGAGCUUUGUUUGGACUCUCACGCCACUCUUUGAUAAAACCCUUCGAAAUGGACGCCCCAUUUCCUCAUCAGCAUAGUGCAAGAAAACUGGACGGUUUCGAGAAUGCUGGGCAUCUCAACGAACACUGGUCAUCCCGUGUAUACCCUGCAAUAAACCUCUUGAACCCAGAAGUCGAAGUGUACAAUUCCCCCACGGGCGAAAGAAUAUGCACUCGAUGCUGCGUCUCCUAUUGCUGCCGGAACCUAUACCUUCUCCAUGUCGAACUCUCCCUCGAACACAACCUCUGCGUCCUCUGCAACUACAAGACGGACUUUGAUCGCUUCGAGGAUCUACAAGAACAUACCGAGCGCGAUCAUUUCUGGUGUGAGAUAUGCAACUGGUACGCACCUUCCUAUGAAGGACUGCAACAACAUUUCAAGCAUUGGCAUAACAUGUGCGAGAUCUGCAAGCAGACAUUCAACAACCAAAGCGAGUUGAUAAGUCAUGGUAACACACAUCGUCCCAUGUGCGUGCCGUGUAUCAUGUGCGGUGAGAAAUUCAACCUCCGAUCUGCCAGUUUCAAUCAUAUGGAAUCCGGGAAAUGUCCCAGCGGAGCCACGAAGGGAGAUAUACGCUUCGUUGUGAGGAAUUUUUGGGAUCAUUUGUGCAUGGAACUAGGGUAUUGGGUACCGGAUACGCAUCUGUUUCACUGUCAGACGUGUCAACGGUAUUAUCAGCGACUCAGUGACCUGUUUCAACACCGAGAGUCGAAGAGUUGUCGAGAGGGAUACUGUAAAGUGAACAGUAUCACAGAGCGGUUGAUGAAUUAUUUGCAAGAACAACUUCCCCUUGUUGUUGAGGCUCGCAAGAAACAAGAAGAGUCGGAGAAGAAGAGACUCGAGGCUGUAUACUCUGCACCCUCUACCCCCUCUGCCCUUGCUGUAGCCUCUGUCCCUGCUGACCUCCUUGCCCCCCCUGUCCUUCCUGCCCAUCCACGGAUCCUUAAGUUGCGUGGGGAACCCGGAAAGUUGCACAAUGAAUUGCAACUUGUCUGCAAAGGUCCAAGGGAGCUUUGA